AUGUUUUCCGGCGAGCCGUCUUCAACUACGUCGGCAGGUGGAGUCCAUUCCCCUGCACCGGUACUGACAACGUCGAUCGCUGGCCAGCCAUCUACAACUGGGUCCGCAGGUGCGGUUGUUUCACCUCAACCGGUAUUGCCAACAUCGAUCGGUGGAACACCAUUGACAGGGUCGGUGGGCGUAGCAGCUCCAACUGUCGUGCUUGUACCAACAAUAAAUGGUGAGGCAGCUACUGUUGGAGUGACGAACGCGGGGCAUGAGCUUGUGGGCAUUCCAGUAGCACCUAGUGGCGGAACGGCUUUUGCUGGUUCGGCGGGUGGAGCAACUCCCACUGUUGUGAUUGUACCAACACCAAAUGGUGGGACUAUCCCCACAGUCACCACAGGCGCGGCCAGUCCAGUUGUAUGGGUUACGCCAACACUGAGCGGUGAGGCAGGUACUAUGGGAGUGACGAACGCGGGCCAUGAGCUUGUGGGAAUACCAGAAGCACCCAGUGGAAUUACAGGGACUGUGCUAGCGCCACAACCAACUAUCGGUUCGACGAACCUGGGAAUAAAUAAUGGUGGCAAAGUUCUAGCAGGCAAAGGGGUCCGGUGCUUCUCCCAUCCGCCUAAUGGUACUUGCCAAUCUACCGUUAAGAGGUGGUAUUAUGACAGCAAUACUAACAAAUGCGUCCUUCACUAUGUUGGAAAAUGUAAGGCUCAACCAGCCUUUCUAUUAUGUCGCCGAUGUGCGACAGUAUGUAUGGGUAUCAAAAUUAAAGAGACCGAAAAGAUCAACCAGACAUGCAGCAAUCACCCCUGAAUGGAAACUGCUAGACGACAUUCAAACUGGCUGCUCAACUGCGUGUUGUCUUAUGUGCACUUUCGUUCAAUGUAAUAAACGAUAUUUGUGAUA
This is a messenger RNA of Dermacentor silvarum, 897 nucleotides long. Its product is annotated as nascent polypeptide-associated complex subunit alpha, muscle-specific form-like. Gene Ontology annotation, molecular function: serine-type endopeptidase inhibitor activity. NCBI's taxonomy places the organism in Eukaryota, Metazoa, Arthropoda, Arachnida, Ixodida, Ixodidae. The coding region runs from base 1 to 804 and encodes 267 amino acids. The record is from RefSeq and is a predicted model, not a curated record. The transcript has 11 exons.